Messenger RNA from Saxophila tyrrhenica, 1107 nucleotides. It is a transcript of the gene HOM6, whose product is annotated as Homoserine dehydrogenase. Gene Ontology annotation, molecular function: NADP binding; aspartate kinase activity; homoserine dehydrogenase activity. The record is from RefSeq and is a predicted model, not a curated record. NCBI's taxonomy places the organism in Eukaryota, Fungi, Ascomycota, Dothideomycetes, Mycosphaerellales, Extremaceae. Bases 1 to 1107 code for a protein of 368 amino acids. The transcript has a single exon. Gene Ontology annotation, biological process: L-homoserine biosynthetic process; aspartate family amino acid biosynthetic process.
AUGUCCAACCCCCCUAUCUUCCUCGCCAUCAUCGGCCUCGGCGGCGUCGGUCAAGCCUUCCUCGAGCAAUACGAACAGCUCCGCCAACGCCUAGCCUCCCAACCCAACCCUACCAAUCUCGCUCUCAUCCUUGCACGCCGCAGCAAGACCCAAGUCCUCUCCGAGCGAUAUGGCGGGCUCGACGCUACAAAGAUCAUGCAGAUGCUUGACGAGAGCAAGAAGCCGUACCUACCGUUCGACGCGAUACUAGAGUUCCUGCAGAAUGCGCCUGGCAAGGUGGUGUUGGUGGACAAUACGUCGGACCUGGACCUAGCGAAGAACUAUCCCGCGGUGCUGAGCAAGGGCAUUUCGGUCGUGACCCCGAAUAAGAAGGCUUUCUCGGAUGAUAUCAAGCUAUGGGAUAGCAUCUUUGAGGCAGCGGCGAAGGGAGGGAGCCAUGUUUUUCACGAAAGCACAGUGGGCGCUGGACUGCCGGUCAUCAGCACCUUGACAGAGCUGAUCGAGACAGGCGAUGAAGUCGUGAGGAUAGAGGGUGUGUUCAGCGGGACGAUGUCCUUCUUGUUCAACUCGUUCAUGCCCGUCGGAGCAGAAGGAGGAAAGUUCAGCGCAGAGGUCAAGAAGGCAAAGGACUUGGGCUACACCGAACCCGAUCCUCGAGACGAUCUCAACGGCCUCGAUGUCGCCAGAAAGCUUACGAUCCUCGCACGGAUAGCCGGCCUGAAAGUCGAGAGCCCAACCGCAUUCCCAGUACAAAGCCUCAUCCCCCAAGCCCUCGAAUCCUGCAGCUCCGGCGAUGAGUUCAUGCAGAAGCUACCCGAGCACGAUGACGAGAUGGAGAAACUCAAGAGCGAUGCGAUCAAGAAGCGGAAGGUGUUGCGAUUCGUCGGGAGUAUCGAUGUUAAGUCGAACAGUGUCAAGGUCGGGCUGGAGCAGUUCGAUGCGAGUCACCCGAUCGCGGCACUGAAAGGGAGCGACAACAUCAUCAACUUCUAUACCAAGCGUUAUGGUGCAAAUCCGCUCAUCGUUCAGGGCGCUGGUGCGGGUGGUGAGGUGACUGCGAUGGGUGUUACUGGGGAUCUGAUCAAGGUCAUUCGGUUGUUGAGAUGA